Sporothrix schenckii 1099-18 is the source of this 2067-nucleotide messenger RNA. RefSeq lists its product as uncharacterized. The transcript has 2 exons. Bases 1 to 2067 code for a protein of 688 amino acids. The record is from RefSeq and is a predicted model, not a curated record. Lineage: Eukaryota; Fungi; Ascomycota; Sordariomycetes; Ophiostomatales; Ophiostomataceae.
AUGGCCACGUCCACGGCCACGGCGAGCUCUGGCGCUGCCAACCCCGGCGCCGCUGCCAUCCCCGACUGGUCCCAGCUCGACUUUGCCCGCAACUGCUCCGCCUACGGCCAGUGGCUCGCCGCGUUCAUCGCGCCCAACCCGUGGAACCCGGCCGAGGCGCUGGGCGGCAGCAUCCCGCUCACCAUUCUGCUCGUCAGUAAACGCCCUGCCGCCGGGCUGGAUCUUCAACGCGACCGUGGGCGGCAGCGGCGGCAACUGGACGCAGACGGUCGACUCGCCGGCGGGCACGGCGUACUUUGGCGUCGUCACGCAGUGGCUCACGAGCCACCUGUUCCACACCUACAACGCCACCAGCGGGCAGUGGAGCGUCGACCCGGCCUUUGUCGACAAUGUGAUUUGGGCGCCGGCCGACAAAUGCCAGCGCGAGUUUGCAAGGCGAUUGCCUUCACCGGCAACGCGGACCUGGCGGGCAUCGGCGUCGUGAUUUCGUACUACAUUGAGGCGUCGCUCACGACGCUGUACCUGUUGGUGUUUACCGCGUGGCGGAUCAAGCGCUUUGUGCGCGAGCAGCGACAAGGACGACGACGACGCUGUGCAGGGGCCCUCGCCGUCGAGCAGAGCAAGGUGACGCAAAAUCCACGAGGACAAGGACGAGGACGAGAACGCGGACGACUGGCCCGCGCCGGCCACCGGUGCUUCGACGCCCUCCGCGGCAGUUUGGACGGAUUUCUCAUGGCCGCCGGCGUGCUCGCCAUCGCCAUCCUCGUCGCCGCCCUCGUCGUGGAAGCCUUCCACACCAACGAGCGGCGCCGGCACCCGGUCAAUUCCCAAAACGUUCCCAGCGGACACGCCCUGUACGACUCGGCACUGGGGCUCCUGGUGGGCCUCUUCGCCGUGUUCCCUCCCGUUGUGCUCUACGCUCUCCUUCCGCAGGAAGACGAGUGGCCCCGUCUCCACCACCACCACCACCACCACCACCGCAAAGGCCGCCGCACGUGGCUGCGCCGUGCCGUCCUGGUCGUCCUGUGGGCCCUGGCCGCCGCCGUCGUCUUUCUCGACCCCCCCAGCGAGCUCGACUUCGCGUACCAGGGCCGCGUCGCCGACUCCGACGACAACUUUGCGGCCGUGCUUUAUGCGUGCGACCAGCGGGGAGGGCUGGCGUACUGGCAGGCGCUGGAGGCGUUGAAGUACUUGGUGAUUGGGGUGCUCGUGUUGUGGCUGGCGAUGACGCUGGGUGUGUAUGUGCUGACAGGGUGGCGGCCGUGGCGACCGUGGCGUGCCGCGCGAGGACGAGGGCGAUCCGAUGAGGGCGGGAGACUUGAGAAGCAAGCCGCAAGCGAGGAAAUGGAAUCCAAAGACGGGCGAGCCGUAGGCGAGGAAAAGGAAACCAAAAUCGCGCGAGCCGCAGGCGAGGAAAAGGAAACCAAAAUCGGGCGACCCGCUGGCGACGACCAGAAAAGCCUGCUGGCCCGCAUUGGCCGCCCCGUCUGGCGGCACAUCGUGGCCUGGCUGGCGUGCCUCAUCAUGUGGAUGCUCCUGCUGUACCUCACGGAGCUGCGGCACAGCAUCGUCGACGUGGCGGACGGGCUGGACAUGGAAAACAAGUGGGCCAUUGGGCAGGUGCUGGCGAUUGCCACCUGGGGCCCCGUUGCCGUCGAUUUUGGCUUCUUGUUGAUCUCGUUAGUCGGCAUCGAGGCAGGCUUGGGGAGCCGACUGCCGCUGGACUUUGCCAUCCGGCAGGUGGGUUCGACGUCGUCGGUGGACUCGGCGGCAGAGGAGGACGAGGACGAGACUGGGGCAGCAGCAGCAGCAGCAGCAGCAGCAGCAGCACAAGCCAGGGGAUCCUCGCCCGACCGGGCCAACGCCAACAGCGUCCACAACAGACGCCGCAGUGCCAGCAGUGCUAUCUGCCGACAAACGUCGAGCAGCACAGCCGAAACGGUCGGCAACGACAAGACGAGCGUUGUGGGCAAAUGCGACUGCGGAGAACCUGUAGCACCUCUAGCGCUUUCCAUGUCGUCGGCGUCCUCCUCGGCGCCAUCUCUUCUUCUCCGCGCACAAUCAUAG